AUGACGGGGACGGAGGAUGUAGAUGCUGGCACCGCCACCGACGCUCCAGCGAACGGCACCGGCUCGGAAGCGGAGGCUGCCCGGGCCUGCCUCGAGGUCGCGCGGAGGUUGACGGAGGCCGCCGUGGCCGGCGAAGCAGGCUCCGACUCCGACGUUGCGGCAGACGGCGCCGCGCCGCCGACGGAGGAGGCCGUGGCCGGCAGGGAGGUCGCCCGGCGGCUGUCGCACGAGCUGAUCCAGAAUGCCUUGGACGACGACGGGGGCCAAGGGAGCGCGGCGUCCGCGUCGGGGUUGGCGUCGGAGGGCACCGGCGUGAGCGCGGGGCCACGGCCAGGCGCCAGCACCCUCGUGGAGUCCGUGGAGCCUGCGGACGGCGGAGCCACCGAGGCCUGCCACGGCCUGGCGCAGUCGCUCGUGGACCGGGCCCAGGGCCACUGGCUCGACGAAGGACCCCGAGCAUCCGCAUCAAUGGCGGCGUCGAAGGUCACCGGCGUGAGCGCAGAACCUGGAGGCUCUCAUCCCAGCACCAUCUUGGAGUCCAUAGAGCCUGCGGACGGCGGGGCCACCGAUGUUUGCCACGACAUGGCGGAGUGGAUCGCGGACCAGGCUUGCGACGGCUGCCUCAGCGAAGGAGAGACCACCCCCAUCCACGUGUCCCGGCCCGCCUCCGCGACGGACCCGUCCAGGGGCACCAGCGGCCGCGCCAUCGCGGACACGAUCGAAGACUUCGCCAGCGCCGCCCUGGACGCAGAGGCAGUGCCAGAGGCCAGCCCACCGGCCACGCGGGCGCCGGGCUGGGCGGCCGAGCCAGCGGAGGUGCCGCCCGAGCAGCUGCCUGAGGCCGCGGAGCCGAGCGAGGCGGCCGCGCCCGCCGAGGUGCCGCCCGAGGAGCUGUCCGAGGCGCCGCCCGCCCCGCCGGAGCCUCCUGCCUGCGGCCCCUCCGUGGAGCCGAUCGAGGAGGAUCUGGCCAAGGCCACGGCGCCGCCCGCCGCGGAGCUGGUUGCCGCGGCAGAGCAGCCGCCCGAGCAGAUUCCCAAGGAGCGGCCCUGGAGCCGCGGGGCGGCCAGCGGGGUCUCCGGGGCGGCCAGCGUGGUCACCGCGGCGAGCCUAGAGGAGCGCAUGGUGGGCCUGCUGGCCCCGGACCUGCACGACGCCAGGCUGGGCCUCAGCCGCCCCGCCGCCUGCGCACCGCCGCGCGACGCCACAG
Molecule: messenger RNA, 1207 nt
Organism: Prorocentrum cordatum
Lineage: Eukaryota; Dinophyceae; Prorocentrales; Prorocentraceae
Source: the annotation of a GenBank genome assembly